Messenger RNA from Fusarium oxysporum Fo47, 1188 nucleotides. RefSeq names its product fungal specific transcription factor domain-containing protein. The record is from RefSeq and is a predicted model, not a curated record. The transcript is spliced from 4 exons. NCBI's taxonomy places the organism in Eukaryota, Fungi, Ascomycota, Sordariomycetes, Hypocreales, Nectriaceae. The coding region runs from base 1 to 1188 and encodes 395 amino acids.
AUGGAGAGUAAUGUGCUCAAACAGCUCAUGGACGCCACAGCCAGUGGGGCCUUGGUCACGUCCACUGCCAAUCUGUCCACGUCAGUUGUAAAGCAGAGACCUAGAUUAUGGAGUCAGUGGCCGAGUGGGGAUGUGAUCAUGUCUUGGAAUGUGCUUCGAGAGCCCAUCGCCAGAUGUGGCCAGCAUCGACAUUGGGAGAUGUAUCGGAAUGAGCUGCUACCCAACGCCGAUGGAACUUCGGAAACACCUGGGCCAAGUCCUUCGAUAAAGGCAGAGUUUGUGAGGCCGGAUGCAGCAACUGGUCUAUUCGAUUAUGACCAAGUCAUGCCAGACGAUAUGCUAGUGGAUUCCACUCCAGAAUCAGCAAAUCUCACGACAUCACUUAUCAGAAACUAUGUGGUCAAUAUCCACAGCAAGUCCCCAAUCUUGGACCUUGAUUUCUUGAAAGACUUGGAAGACCGACUACUGAAAGACAGCGAGCUUCAAAACUGGCCAGUUCAGAAGCAGCUACCAAUAGGACUGCAUCCUCCAGAUAUGGCAAUCUUGCUCUUGGUGCUCGCUUUGGGAGAGGUCUCGUCAAGGACAGCCCCAGAAAGCCACCCACUUGGACAAUCCAGCUAUAUCUCUCUGGCACUUCCUUGGCUUGGAGUCACGACUUACAGUGGUGGUUCACCCAUCAAAGACUUACAAGCACAGUUACUACUCGCUAGUUAUCAGAUGUGGAUUCUGAAGCCGUGGAAAGCUUGGUGCUAUAUUGAGACAGCAGCUGCCAAAGCCGAGACAAUGUUACUAAGGAAUCCCGAUAUACUGGAGCAGAAACUUAGCCACAGAGUACUCUGGGCCACUGCAAAAAUGCAACUGGAGUUAACCGAAGAGAUCUAUCCACACCUAGGACUUCUGAAGUCAGGCAGGCUUGGACAAUUGAUCCAAAGCACUCCAAUUCCGCCACCGCCUCCUGAGCCGUUUGAAUGGCCGAGUAUCGGGUCGCAGCUUGACACGGAUACGUGGUAUUACUACCUAGCUGAGACUUCCAGUCGGAGAUUGGUUGAACGUAUCAAGGCCGAGCUCUACAGUGAUCAGUCCACUGGGUCUGGUAUAGCAUCCAGUAUAAGCACCAGUUAUCCAUUGGCGUGCGAACCUACGAGUUGCUUCACAGCUUUCCUCCGACUUCUCCCCAGGAACAAUUGA